AUGCUACGUCAACUACAUCAGUCCCAAAGUCUUUAAACCAACGGACCCCAUAUCGGAAAAUAGCAGCACGUUCUUAUAUGGGGAAACAACGACUGCAGGACCGUGCAGCGCCAGCACCAACUCCAGCGCCAGCUCAGGGCCGCCAGCGGCACUACCGCCGCAGCCCUCCACCUCCUCCGCGGCGUCAGAGACAGCAGCGGUUUUGAGCAUUGACCACGAGACUUCAUCACAAUCUGCACAGCUCGCUAGAAUUGAUUGCCGUGCGAUUGUCAGGAAAACGCUAAUAGAACGACAUCUUUCCUCAAGAUCUGUGGAUAUCAUCUUAUCGUCUUUAGCUGACAGUACCUAUAAGCAAUAUGAUGGAUGUAUUAGGUCUUGGAUAACAUAUUGCGAGAAUAAAGAACUAAACUAUUGCUCUGCAUCGAUUCCAGAAAUUAUACAUUAUUUAAGUCAGCUUUUUGACCAGGGAGCAAAGUAUGGGACUAUUAACUCUCAUAAAUCAGCAAUAAGUUUAUUAAUGGGAAAUUCUAUUGAUGAUACCAGAGUUAAGAGAUUUAUGAAGGGAGUGUAUAGGUUACGGCCUCCCGCGCCUAAAUAUGAUAUAACUUGGGAACCUAAUUUAGUUUUGAAUUAUUUAAGCAAGUUAUGGCCCAACCAUACGUUGAGCUUAGAGGACCUUUCAAAGAAAGCUGUUACACUUAUUGCCUUGGUGACGGCUCAUCGUGUCCAGACGAUAUCUCUCAUAAAGACUAGAAACGUGUUUGUAAAUCAGGGUAGUGAAGUGAUUAUCAAAAUACCCGACUUUAUAGAGACUUCUAGGUUAGAUGCACAUCAACCUUUGUUAAAACUCCCCUUCUUCACUCCCCGGCCUGAAAUCUGCCCAGCAUUAUGCGUCUUAGCUUAUUUAAAUAGAACUGAGAAUUUGCCGGUAAAUAAUCAAGACAGAUUAUUUUUAAGUUACAAGAAACCUUAUAAAGAGAUAUCGACGCAGACAUUAAGUCGCUGGAUAAAGACUAUUUUGGCUAACAGUGGCUUGGAUACUACAAUAUUUAGUGCCCAUAGCACUCGCCAUGCAUCAACUUCGUCGGCUUAUAGGCUGGAAGUCAAUCUUGACAUUAUAAGGAGAACGGCUGGUUGGAGUGAAGCAUCUGGAGUUUUUGCUAAAUUUUAUAAUAAGGAAGUUAUUGUUAACGAUAAAAGCUCAUUUGCUCAAUCCAUUCUCAGCAACCAUUGUAACUAAGAUAAUUAGAUUAAUAAGAGUUUAUUACAUUCUAUUAAAGAAAAUAUACUUCUUAAAUGUUAAA
This is a messenger RNA of Pararge aegeria (speckled wood butterfly), 1304 nucleotides long. RefSeq lists its product as uncharacterized. The transcript has 2 exons. The record is from RefSeq and is a predicted model, not a curated record. Gene Ontology annotation, molecular function: DNA binding. NCBI's taxonomy places the organism in Eukaryota, Metazoa, Arthropoda, Insecta, Lepidoptera, Nymphalidae. Bases 518 to 1240 code for a protein of 240 amino acids. Gene Ontology annotation, biological process: DNA recombination; DNA integration.